AUGUAUCCGCCAUUUGAUUACUUCGAGCACCGCCGGGCCUGCGUGAUCAAGCAGCGCCAGCGCGAUGCCCGGUUUGAAUCUCUCCCAGACCCCUACAAAGGCCCAUUGACCUCCCAACAACGAUCUAUCCUCAAUGCCCCCAUUGCCUCGCUAGUCAACGACGUACAAAACUCGAUCCUGUCACCCAUUGACGUUCUCCGUACCUACGGAAAGACCGCUGCUAUCGCUCAACAACGGACCAACUGUGUCACUGAGCUUCUCCUCCCGGAAGCGGAGUCCUGGGCUAAAAACGAUGUGAAUCUCAGGGGUCCCCUGGCGGGCAUACCAGUGUCACUGAAGGACAGCAUUGCGGUGGGAGGCUUUGAUGUGUCCGUAGGAUAUUCAAGAAACGUCUUCAAGCCUUAUCAGGAGGAUGGAAUCAUGGUCAAACUUCUCAAGAGAGCCGGUGCGAUCCCUCACGUCAAAACCGCACUUCCGAUUACACUGCUAUCCUUCGAGUCGGCCAAUGACCUGUGGGGUGUCGCCAAAAAUCCUCAUAACCCCAAGUACUCCCCCGGUGGGAGCACGGGCGGUGAGGGCGCUCUACUAGCUUUGAAUGGCUCCCGGAUUGGGAUAGGAUCAGAUGUUGCGGGAUCAGUGCGUGCGCCAGCCGCUUGGUCAGGAAUUCAUUCCCUUCGGUGCAGCACCGGCCGAUGGCCCAAGAUGGGCAUGAACACCUCAAUGCCCGGACAAGAGGGUGUUCCCUCGGUUUUCUCUCCGAUGGCUCGAACGCUGGACGAUUUGACUUAUUUCACCAAAGCCUUCAUCCAGAUGAAGCCUUGGGAGGUGGAUUACACGGUGCACCCUAUCCCCUGGCGGCAAGAGCUGUAUGACGCCACUGCUGAGUCGAAGCGUGUGCGAGUUGGCUUGAUGACCACCGACGGUGUCUGUACACCUGCCCCAGCUAUUGCACGUGGUCUAGAACUCACAGCAGAAGCACUACGAUCUGCUGGCCACGAGGUGAUUGAGAUUCCCAUUUCAUCAUUUCCGGCCUCAGCCACUCCCGCACAAGGGUUGCAGAUUGCAUCGGUGUUACUGUGUGCCGAUGGCGGCAAGACAUAUCACUCUUUCUUCCGCACCCUCGAGAGAAAUGACCCCGGCGCCGCUCAGAUCAAUUUCUACAUGUCCCUCCCCCGCCCCAUCAAAUAUCUCUGGUAUCUUUGGACGCGCUACGUCAAGCGAGAUCGACUCUGGGCUUCUAUCCUGCGGUAUUUCCACCCGCUAUCCGCCGCGGACCAGUGGAAAUGGGUUGCGAAGCGUGAAGCCUUCCGUGGGACCUGGUUUGACUGGUGGGACAAGCCUGCGCAGAAUUUCGACUUCAUUCUCUGCCCUGGAAACGCCACACCGGCACUCCCACACCGCGCAAUGCACGACGCUGUCUCUAGCUGCGGAUACACUUUCCUCUGGAACCUCUUGGACUACACGGCGGGCAUCGUCCCAGUGGCUAAAGUCGACGCGGAGAAGGAUAAGCUGUCAAAGAAUUUCAAGCCGGCCAACGGCAUCGAGAAGGGCGCCUAUAAGCAUUACGACAGCGACAAGAUGGCGGGCUUGCCUUGUGCUGUGCAGGUCGUGGGACGCAGGCUCACGGAGGAAAAAGUCCUCGCAUACAUGAAGAUCGUGACCGAUUCUCUUGCCGCUGCGGGCACCGUCUACGAGCACCUGAACAUCGAGGCCCUUCCGGAGAUUCAUGACAUUGAGGCACAGUCGAGUAAAGUCCCUGUUGAUCCGAAGAAGAUUUGGUAG
Messenger RNA from Rhinocladiella mackenziei CBS 650.93, 1782 nucleotides. RefSeq lists its product as uncharacterized. The record is from RefSeq and is a predicted model, not a curated record. Bases 1 to 1782 code for a protein of 593 amino acids. Lineage: Eukaryota; Fungi; Ascomycota; Eurotiomycetes; Chaetothyriales; Herpotrichiellaceae. The transcript is spliced from 2 exons.